CAAAGCAAUUGCUAAUUGGAAAGCCAAACAGUACCCAUUUGAGCUUUAAAUUCGCGUUGACUUUUGCUAAGCUUCCCUUGGAGCAUUAAACAACACAGAAGUAUGUUGUUGAAGCUGCUGGCUUUGUGUUUGUUCACAUUUCUCAUAUACGUUCCUAUUGGUGAGGCCAGAAUUCGGCAUUACAAAUGGGAGGUGAAGUAUGAGUACAAGUCCCCUGACUGUUAUAAGAAGCUGGUCCUUACAAUCAAUGGCAAAUCUCCAGGACCCACAAUCUUGGCCCAGGAAGGUGAUACAGUCAUUGUUGAGGUUACAAACAAACUGUUAUUAGAAAACCUUGCAAUCCAUUGGCAUGGAAUCAGACAGAUUGGAACACCAUGGAAUGAUGGAACAGAAGGGGUAACUCAAUGUCCAGUAGUACCUGGGGACACCUUCAAAUAUGAGUUCAAGGUUGAUAGGGCUGGAACUUAUCUGUAUCAUGCACACUAUGGGAUGCAAAGAGAAUCAGGGCUAUAUGGAUCAAUCCGUGUAUCAGUUCCUGAUAAUUUUACAGAACCAUUUGCCUAUGAUUAUGAUCGAAGCAUCAUCCUUUCUGAUUGGUACCACAAAAGCACUUAUGAACAAGCCACAGGAUUGUCCUCCAUUCCCUUUGUCUGGGUUGGGGAGCCUCAGUCACUUUUGAUUCAAGGAAAAGGAAAAUUCAACUGCUCUAGUGCAUCCCUCACAGCCGAUACUUGUAAUACAUCAAAUCCAGAAUGCUCUCCUUAUGCAAUAAUCGUAAUUCCCGGAAAAACAUACAGACUAAGGGUUGCUAGCUUGACUGCUCUAUCAGCCCUUAGUUUUCAAAUAGAGGGUCAUAAUAUGACCGUGGUUGAAGCAGAUGGGCACUAUGUAGAGCCAUUUGUAGUGAAAAACUUGUUCAUAUACUCUGGAGAGACAUACUCUGUGCUUAUAAAGGCAGAUCAAGACCCUUCAAGAAAUUAUUGGAUGACAACAAAUGUGGUUAGUCGGCCUCCUAAUACCACACAAGGCUUAGGCUUUCUCAAUUACUAUCCAAACCAUCCAAGGCGAUCUCCUCCCACAGCUCCACCAACUGGUCCUUUUUGGAAUGACACAGCGCCCCGAUUGGCCCAAAGUCUAGCCAUUAAGGCUCACCAUGAUUUCAUUGUGACCCCGCCCACAACCUCAGAUAGAGCCAUUGUGUUCCUAAACACACAAAAUCGCAUUAAUGGUUAUGUGCACUGGUCCGUAAAUAAUGUCUCUUUCACCCUUUCUCACACACCAUACCUUAUUGCUCUAAAGAAAAAGUUACACCAUGUGUUCAGUCAAACCCCACCACCUGAAGGAUAUGACUUUGUAAACUAUGACAUUUACAACGUGUCCAAGAACCCAAAUGCUACAACAAGCAAUGCCAUUUACCGGCUAGGUUUCAAUACCACGGUUGAUAUUAUACUACAAAAUGCAAACACUAUGACUGUUAGCAAUAGUGAGACACAUCCAUGGCAUCUCCACGGGCACGAUUUUUGGGUACUGGGCUAUGGAGAAGGCAAAUUUGACAAGAAAAAAGACCCAAAGAAUUACAAUUUGGUGAAUCCAAUCAUGAAGAAUACAGUGCCUCUUCAUCCCUAUGGCUGGACUGCUCUUAGAUUCAAGGCUGAUAACCCAGGUGCUUGGCUUUUCCAUUGCCAUAUUGAGUCUCAUUUCUACCUGGGCAUGGGAGUGGUGUUUGAAGAAGGAAUAGACAAGGUGGGAAAAUUGCCUUCAUCUAUUAUGGGCUGUGGUGAGACCAAAGGAUUUGGCAAGCCAUAAUUAAUCAAAAUAAAGAUUAUAAAUACCGAAUCAUCAUAUUUUUGCCGUUCACCAGUUGUUCAGGAAAUAUAUAUAUAUUGGGGUAGGUAUAGAUUAUUAAUGUAAAGAUACUAAGAUCAAGGUUAGAGCAGCAGUGAGGCAAGAAGCAAAUGCUGCAGCAGUGAAAUGAAGCGAUUGUGGAGUGUAGUGCUUGAGGAGUAAAACACAGUGAAGCAAGCGACAGUGUAAUACACAAAAGUACACAAGAAGUUAUACUUCCUGUAAUUUUUAGUUUGCAUUAGUUAUUUAUGUUCACACGUGAGAGUCACACGAGCUAUAUUGUAACUGCCAUAUUGUAACUGAUGUAACUACCUAGCGCAUAGUUUGGAAA
This is a messenger RNA of Quercus lobata, 2176 nucleotides long. RefSeq names its product L-ascorbate oxidase-like. Gene Ontology annotation, cellular component: extracellular region. Bases 103 to 1806 code for a protein of 567 amino acids. The transcript is spliced from 5 exons. Gene Ontology annotation, molecular function: copper ion binding; oxidoreductase activity. Lineage: Eukaryota; Viridiplantae; Streptophyta; Magnoliopsida; Fagales; Fagaceae. The record is from RefSeq and is a predicted model, not a curated record.